AGGGGGGAGCGUGAUGACGUCAGAGGAGGCUGCGACGGCGUAUAUAGGAGAUGCGCAGGCGCAACUGACGGUUGUAUAUUUGAAUUGUGUGACAACUGAGUUAUAGUGAUCGUUGAAAAUGCUAAGAUUCGUGUUAGUCGCUGCAGUGGUGGCGAUCGCGUCAAGCGCGCCCCAAAACAACUUCAUCUUCAAGAACGACAUCACGCCUGAGGAGGCGCAGCAGUACCUCAAGUCACUGCCCUUCACCUCACCAUCGCUGUCUGGACGCACCGCUGUCUUGCCACUAGUCCGUUACGAUGACCCUAGGUUUCGUGCAGCUGACGCUGGCCCAACCCUCGGCCACUACUGGAAGAAUGGACAGGAGAUCCAGAAUACAGACGACUACGUUGAAGAGGUCUACAACGCCGCCCAGUACCACGGCCAGGACGGUCUAGGUCAAUACGCCUAUGGAUACGAAACCCCCGAAUCUUCGAAGGUUGAAAACCGUGAAGGCUCCGGUGUUGUGUCUGGAUCCUACGUCUACAAGGCUGGAAGCAGCAACGAUCUUAUUAAGGUCCGUUACUGGGCUGACAGCGAAGGCUUCCACCAAGAAGACAACAUCCCCAAGGUUGAGCUGAAGCCCGCUGAAGAGACUCCCGCCCUUAGGGAAGCUCGUCUUGCUUUCGAGAAGGCAUGGAAAGAGGCAGCUGAAGCCAACUCCAAAGCCCCUACCGUUCCACCACCGGCAGGAAACUACAACAAUAACUACAACCAAUACCAGCCCUACGAAGCCCAGGCUUCUGAAUUGAACGGUGUCGUAGUAUCUGCGGAACAGCCUCGUGAAGGCAAGAACCUCGCUUACGCGCAAGCUCAAAACGGUGCCUACAACCAGGGAGGCCAACAGUACGGCCAGCAACAACAGUUCGGUCAACAACAGCAGUAUGGUCAGCAGCAGCAACAGCCACAAUAUGGUCAACAGCAGCAGCAGCAGCAGUACGGUCAACAGAAACAGUACGGUCAGCAGGAAACUGAGGAAGGCAAAUAUGAAGAGCCGGAACCAACCGGUCCCCCUCACGGAUUCUUCUACAGCUUCACCUACCCGGUCUCCAUCAUCGUCCCCAAGAAGGACCUGAAUGCUGACGGCUACCCAGUUGAUCACGACACCGUUGGCGUUAACGGCCAAUAAGCAAUACCCAACUGACACUUCUGAACAAAACUUUAUUUUGAUACUAAUGUUUUGUCCAAAAGUGUGUUACGGCCAGAAAGUUUUGAUGAGACCUAAACCACAACUCAACAUUUUGGUUUAGAAUUUCGAGUGCAAUGAGCAUCAAUUUCGUUUUUAUUCACUUUACCAGUAAAAGUGCAGACCAUUUUAGAUCGUAACUGGUACAAAACUUUCUAGUCUUUCUAUGUGUUUCGCCUAUUAAUAGUUCAAUGGGUUGAAACCAAAAUCGGCCAUCAAGAUAUUAGUUUUAUUGCCCCUUAGCUUGCUGAUAGUCUAAUGAGGCAGUUUGUAUGACACCCGUGACAUAAUUACGGGUGCACUAUAUGUUUUGUCGUUAGAUUAUCGGCUUGUAUUGUAAGUGUUGCCAUUUUAGGAGCGAGUUUAUUGCACCGCCUUUUAGUCCGAAGUAGGUUUAGUUUUGAAAGUAAUAUUAAUGAUUUGUAGUUUUGUUUGUUCAAAUAUUUUUAUAACUACUUUGGAUUAAUGAAAAUUCUAGCAGCUUGGUUGCAGUUUGAAAGUGUAACCAUAUUUUUAUAAAAUUAAAUCAAUUAAUACCAAUUCUGUCACCUCUGGUUAUACUCUUGAACUCAGCCUUUUUAAAGUUAAGAUUUGUUACCAUAACGUCUUAGGUUUAAUGUAAAAUAUGUAAUGUUUAAUUAUAUGUUUAAUUAUGUAAGGCCUCAGUAAAACAGCAAUUUGUAAUGAUUAUUUCUUAAUAAUAAACCAUUUUGCAUACA
Messenger RNA from Trichoplusia ni (cabbage looper), 1941 nucleotides. RefSeq names its product RNA polymerase II degradation factor 1-like. The transcript is spliced from 7 exons. The coding region runs from base 119 to 1165 and encodes 348 amino acids. Lineage: Eukaryota; Metazoa; Arthropoda; Insecta; Lepidoptera; Noctuidae. The record is from RefSeq and is a predicted model, not a curated record.